GCAGCCUAGCAGAAGUCGUCAUCCAUUACGAUGGCUAUGGGAAUCCAUACCUAUGGAAUCAGCAGUCGUUUCAGAAGAUUCGUGUGAUGGAUUUACUUCGACUUGAUCGAUGUCAGACAAGCCGGUGCUUGGUUGGCCUAGGCCGCCCACUAUUUUAGCUGCACAAGUUCUGCAGCUGUUCUUGGAGGAUUGCAGCGAGGAGUCGACGCAGAACUUCCUCGAGUUCCUGACACAGUUGCCAGAUGAGACUAUCUCGUUUGGAGAGUCGCGCCCAGAGGUUCUGAAGUGUCAGGUCAUCCUAGCAUUUGCUGAAUGGAUUGAACAGAGGUUGCAUUCAUUGGAUGAGCUAGUUCUCGUCGCUUCUACGUCGGGAAAGGAUCACCAACAUUGCAAGAUAAUGGAGUACAUGCACACGAUACGAAUUGGUGGGGACGACCUUGAGACAAUGAGCUCUUUGCGCGUGGCCUUUCGUGGCUUUGUUUAUCAUGUGGUCCUUCAGCUGCUUGGGUCAGAGUCUUCUUGCAUCGCAAGUGCUUUGGCACGGUUGGCGGCAAGUGACGUCGAUGUCGAGGAAUUGAGACAUUUGACCGAGUUGCUGUCUUACCCAUCCCUGUUGCUGUCUUACCUGGUGAUGCUAUUGGAACAUUGCCGAGCAAAAGCCGCGGCAGUUGCGUUGGAACUUGUCGAAAAGCGAGGCCUAGACGCCCUAGAGAUGCGAUUCUGCCGACACUUUAGCGUGGACCUGAAUGAGGGUGAUUUCCUCAAGGCUGAGGACGAACGGUAUGACACAUUCCAACAUUCUUCGAAUGGAUUCAGUAUUGUUCUGGUGGAUUGCUAUGGCAGCCUCAUGUCGUUGCUGCGGCAUAUCGAGAGCAUCUACACUGCGAGAGAUCGUGAAUUGACAGUUGCCGUUGACUUUGAGGGUGUGAGACUAAGUCGUUCGGGUCAACUCUGUUUAGUUCAGCUGACUUGUAGUGAUGUGCCGAGCCGAGUCUAUGUGCUGGAUGUUCAUGUGCUACCUCGCUCGCUACACAUUGCAACUCCCAAGGGGCUAUCAAUCAAAACCAUUUUGGAGGACCCACUGAUUCUGAAAAUAUGGUUUGACCCGCGCAACGAUGUGGAUGCCUUGUACCAUCAAUUUGGAAUUGAGCCUCACAACAUAUUUGAUUUGCAGCUUGCGGAAGUAGCGGCUCGUAGGAGCAAGGGCCUUACGGUCAACUUUGUCUUCAGCUUGCAGAAAUGCUUGGCUGGAUGUGACCGUCUUGAUCAAAGUCAGAAGAGCUUUGCUGAGUUCAUCAACAAAUGUGGCAAACAGCUUUUUGAGCCUGAGAAAGGUGGGUCGUACGAAAUCUUUCAGAAGCGGCCUUUGCUGGAUCAGAUUCUUGUCUAUGCUGCCCAUGAUUCCAGAUAUUUGCAAUUGCUUUAUGCAUAUUAUGAGCUGCCCAAUGAGUGGAAUGAAAGAGUUCGUGUAGGUAGCCAGGUACGUGCACGAUGGUACAUGCAUCAAUGGCAUAUGCACCCAACAACUGACGCGCCUGACUUCUAGACCCGAAAAUUGGCGCCUGCAAGGUCGUGAUUGCCCAUGCUCGUUAACAAGUGACAGCUAAGAAUAGUCCACUAGCAUGAAAGGUUAGAAAAACAACGCUUCCUUAUCUUCCUUUUCCUUCUGGGUUUUUGAGCAUUAUUGCCGCAGUCCUAAAAGGGCCACUGGCUCA
Molecule: messenger RNA, 1715 nt
Organism: Durusdinium trenchii
Lineage: Eukaryota; Dinophyceae; Suessiales; Symbiodiniaceae
Source: the annotation of a GenBank genome assembly